AUGACAUCAGUGAUGACAUCAUGGAUGGUAUAAAACACUAGCUGAAGAAUCGGAAAAUAUCAGAGACCCCAGUCCACACACUGUGCUUUGGCUUGAUCAUCAUGCGUGAAAUUGUACAUCUACAAAUUGGACAAUGCGGAAACCAGAUUGGCUCAAAGUUUUGGGAAGUGAUCAGCGAGGAACAUGGCCUUAACGCUACAGGCGUCUAUGAAGGAGAUAGCAACCUCCAACUUGAAAGGGUCAAUGUGUACUUCAAUGAGGCAAAUGGUGGUAAAUAUGUGCCCAGGGCUUUGCUGAUUGACCUGGAGCCCGGAACCAUGGACAGUGUUAGAGGGAGCCGCAUCGGCGCCCUCUUUAGGCCAGACAACUUCAUCCAUGGGAACUCCGGAGCCGGCAACAACUGGGCCAAGGGCCACUACACGGAGGGGGCUGAGCUGGUGGACCAGGUGAUGGACCAGGUGAGGCAUGAGAGCGAGAGCUGCGACUGCCUGCAGGGCUUCCAGUUCGUCCACUCCCUGGGUGGGGGCACCGGCUCCGGCAUGGGCACCCUGCUCAUCAACAAGAUCCGCGAGGAGUACCCCGACCGUAUCAUGAACACCUUCAGCAUCAUGCCCUCGCCCAAGGUGUCCGACACGGUGGUGGAGCCCUACAACGCCACGCUCUCCGUGCACCAGCUCCUGGAGAACACGGACGAGACCUUCUGCAUCGACAACGAGGCCCUCUACGACAUCUGCUUCCGCUCCCUCAAGCUGACCACGCCCUCCUACGGCGACCUCAACCACCUGGUGUGCAUGACCAUGAGCGGGGUCACCACCUCCCUGAGGUUCCCCGGGCAGCUCAACGCCGACCUGAGGAAACUGGCCGUCAACAUGGUGCCCUUCCCCCGCCUGCACUUCUUCAUGCCGGGCUUCGCGCCGCUGACGGCCCGCGGCAGCCGCCAGUACAGCGCCCUCACCGUGCCAGAGCUCACCCAGCAGAUGUUCGACCCGCGCAACAUGAUGACGGCCUGCGACCCAAGGAGGGGGCGCUAUCUGACGGUGGCCGGCAUGUUCCGGGGCCGGAUGUCCACGCGGGAGGUGGACGAGCAGAUGCUGAGCAUGCAGCAGAAGAACAGCCACCACUUUGUGGACUGGAUCCCGCAUAACGUGAAGGUGGCCGUUUGCGACAUCCCGCCCCGGGGCCUGAAGAUGGCGGCCACCUUCAUCGGCAACAACACGGCCAUCCAGGAGGUGUUCCGGAGAGUGGGGGAGCAGUUCGCCCUCAUGUUCCGACGCAAGGCCUUCCUCCACUGGUACACGGGGGAGGGCAUGGACGAGAUGGAGUUCACCGAGGCCGAGAGCAACCUCAACGACCUGGUGUCGGAGUACCAGCAGUACCAGGACGCCACCGCCGACCAGGGAUUGGAGGAGGAGGAAGAGGCAGAGGAAGAGGCGGAGGUAGAGGCCCGGCCGCCGAUGACAACCUCGACAAAGGCUCAUGCGAAGGUUCAGUCUCGCACCGAAUCGGUGAAGGAGCAGCGAGUGAGCGAAAUAGUGAUUGAAACCACGGAAAGUGAUGAGGACCUGUGAAAGUCGUGUCAACGUUUAUAGUGAAUGUGAUCGUCGAACCGUGCAGAUUUACUCGUUGUUUUUUGUUUUGUGCGAUUGCAAAUAGACUUGACCUGGGAAUGGUAUUUUCGAAUACUUUCGAAAUAUUUAUAUUGUAUGCAUGCUCAUUAAGUUGUUCACUAAUGCACGUUUGCGCAAUGCUUUGGUGGUCACUCUUUUUUUAAUCUAAAUUCUAAAAUCCUUCAUGUUUGAAUCAAGGUACCUUUGAAUAUAGUAAAAUCCACAAAUUGUCUUGCAUUUUUAUAAUAAAUGUAUGUUUUAUGUGUACAUUUGAUAGUUAGUCAACUUCAGAGAUUAUAACGAAGUUGUACAGAAAUUAAAUCAGUUUUAGCUUUG
Molecule: messenger RNA, 1943 nt
Organism: Gadus macrocephalus (Pacific cod)
Lineage: Eukaryota; Metazoa; Chordata; Actinopteri; Gadiformes; Gadidae
Gene: tubb1
Product: tubulin, beta 1 class VI
Exons: 4
Coding region: 102-1568 (488 amino acids)
Biological process (GO): mitotic cell cycle; microtubule cytoskeleton organization
Cellular component (GO): cytoplasm; microtubule
Molecular function (GO): GTP binding; GTPase activity; structural constituent of cytoskeleton
Source: RefSeq, a predicted model, not a curated record